AUGUGGCAAUUGCGUGAGGCGUUUUCUUGUUACGCAAGUAUCUUUUAUUUCGUACGUUUUUUUUUCUCUCUUCUUUUUCAGAAUUCGAGGGCUUUCAGAAGUCGUUGAAGGAGAUCAGUCCGUGGUUGCAGUUCGUGGUUUCCGCGGACGAUCCUGGGAGAACGCUGUGUACUUCCGGCACCGUUGACGGAGUCGAAUUGAACAUGACUGCCGGAUCGAAGGAACGUCUGGUGCACUUUGUGAAGGGUUUGAAGGACGAACUGGUGAGAAAAUCGUACGACAAGAGAGUAUUCUUGGUUCUACCGACGAACUCGGAGGAACUCGCCAAACAGUUCGAUCUGAAGGAAUUGACCAAGUACGUGGAUCUGUUCACCGUCCCGACGCACUAUUUGGUCGAAGAUGACGAGACCCAUCGCACUUUUCAUCCGUCACGAUUGAUGGGCCUAUUCGACAUGUUCAAUGCCGACAGCUUGAUCGACUUGAUCAGCGGAUUAGGCGUGCCUAAGAGGAAGAUCCUGGUGUCGGUGCCGGCCAGCGCGUACAAGUUCACGCUGAAGGAUCAGGACGAUAAUGCCCCCGGGGCGCUAACCGAGGAGAUCCAGCCGGUUAUCGUUGAUCAGAAAGAGCUAUGCGAUUUAAUGAACAAAGGUGAGUGGACGGUGGAGAGGGACGAAGAUCUUACCGCUCCUUACGCGUUCAAAGAUAAAACGUGGAUCGCCUUCGAAGAUAGGAUAUCGGUUUCUAUAAAAGGAAAGUACGCGCUGAUACGAGAGCUUCCUGGAUUGGCCAUUCACGACGUCGAGAACGACUUUAAAACAACGUGCGGGAUGCCUCUUACGCACGAGGUUCAUCGUUCGUUCUCGAGCUUCAAGAGGAAGUCGAGGGCCGCUGUUCUGAACUCGUUGGAAGACGAUUUGCACCAAACCGAGCUCGAGUAUUCGACUAAAGUCAAGUCAUCCGAUUUUCGAGUGGUCCGCGUCGUGGACACCGAAGGGCACAUCAGAGUGGUUCGAGAAAACACGCAAACAGAGUUCACUUGCUCCAGACAAGGCUACUUCGUGCAUCCUAAAAGUUGCAACAGAUUCUAUCGAUGUGUCAAGUUCAACCAAGAAGUGGAGGACUACUCCGUGUUCGAGUUCGACUGUCCAGCAGGUCUAUCGUUCGACGAGCGUACAGAAGUCUGCGUUUGGCCAGGAUCUCUGCCUGAAGGAUCACCGUGUCCAGGAAGCAGCGAAAUCGCGCCGGUGCCUCGAGUGAGGUUUGAGUGCCCCUCUAAAUCUGGCUACUACGCGGAUCCGCAAAAUCCUCGUUGGUUCUUCGCCUGCGUCGACCUAGGAGGCCCUGAAAUAACGGCUUACGAAUUCCGUUGCCCGUUCGGCUUGAUCUUCGACGAGCAAAAGUUGAUUUGCGAGUGGCCGUGGUUGGUACCGGGUUACUCUGAUACCGCUUACACAAGAUCGGAAUAUGGCGGAGGAUACUACGGCACUGGAACUACCGCGGGUACUGGUGGAUACUACACAGGAGCAUUACCUCAUGGUUACACGGGUAGCCAGAGUGGGGAAGGGUAUACGGUUGGUUCGACGGUUGCCACUGGAUCAGGAUUUUCUGGAGCAGCUGGAGUUAGAGGCCACGGAUCACCGUUUGGACAAGGAAUAGGAUACUCUGGAUCAGCAGGAGCCAGUCAUGGAACAUCGUACAGUGGUCAAGGAUCCGGUGUAUAUUCUGGAACAACUGGAAGUGGAUACCUUGGAGCAGGAGGAGCUGCACAUGGAACUUCAUAUACUGGCCAAGGAUCGGGAAGUGGGUAUUCUGGUGCAGGAACUACGCAUGGAACUUCUUACACUGGUCAAGGGUCGGGUGUGUAUUCUGGAGCAACUGGAAGUGGAUAUUCUGGAGCAGGAGCUACACAUGGAACUUCAUAUACUGGUCAAGGAUCGGGAAGUGGGUAUUUUGGUGCAGGAACUACGCAUGGAACUUCUUACACUGGUCAAGGGUCGAAUAUAUAUUCUGGAACAACUGAAAGAGCUACGCAUGGAAUUUCUUACACUGGUCAAGGGUCGAGUAUAUAUUCUGGAACAACUGGAAGUGGAUACUCUGGAGCAGGAGGGUUUGGACAUGAAACUUCAAGAUCCGGUAUAUACUCUGGAACAACUGGAAGUGGAUAUUCUGGAGCAGGAGGAGCUGCACAUGGAACUUCCUACACUGGUCAAGGAUCAGGUGUACAUUCUGGAAUAACUGGAAGUGGAUAUUCUGGAGCAGGAGCUACACAUCGAACUUCAUAUACUGAUCAAGGAUCGGGAAGUGGGUAUUCUGGUGCAGGAACUACGCAUGGAACUUCUUACACUGGUCAAGGGUCGAAUAUAUAUUCUGGAACAACUGAAAGUGGAUACUCUGGAGUAGGAGGAGCUGCACAUGGAACUUCCUACACUGGUCAAGGAUCGGGAGUACAUUCUGGAACAAUUGGAAGUGAAUAUUCCGGAGUAGGAGGAGCUACACAUGGAACAUCAUAUACUGACCAAGAAACAACUGGAAGUGGAUAUUCUGGAGCAGCAGGAGCUGCACAUGGAACUUCCUACAGCGGUCAAGGAUCGAGUAUAUAUUCUGGAACAACUGGAAGUGGAUAUUCUGGAGUAGGAGGAGCUGCACAUGGAACUUCCUACACUGGUCAAGAAACAACUAGAUAUUCCGGUUCAGGAGCUGAUCAUGGAUAUUCAGGAACUGGAACAAGCUACAGUGGAGGAUCUCAAGGUACAAAAUAUUCAGGAGAAACGACUGAUACUGGAUAUACAGGAGUUGGAAGCAUUGGACAUGUAGGAACGACUGGAUCUGUUGUAUCUGGUCAAGGAUAUACGGGACAAGGCUUCAUCAGUCAUGGUGUUGGUGGUGGAGCUAUCGAUGGAGGAUAUUCAGGAACGAAGGGAGGAUCUAUCGGCGGAUCUACUGGAGGAUAUGCUGGAUCAGGAACAACUGGUACCAGAGGAUACGCUGGAACCACUAGUGGAACUCACACUGUGAAUCACGCUGGAUCAGGAAGUGGUUAUUUCGGCUCGACAGGAUCUUCCACGGGAAUUGACUAUUCCGGAGCUGGUUCCGCAGGCACAACUGGGCAUGGAUAUUCUGGACAGACAUUUGGUUCUCGUCAAUCACAAACGCCAAUUUAUUCUUCCCCUGGUGCACCUGGAAUUGGAUUAGAGCACGGUGUAACCAACAUAUAUUCACAGACUCCUCGACCCCUUUUCGCGAAUAAGCCCGAGACACCAACCUGUGUCACUAUCAAUUGUUAUGGAAUUUCUCAACCGUCAGCUGGUCAGACCAUCGUGACAGGCGGCUACGUUCCAAGCCACGGAGCUACUGCUGGAACAAAUAUUUACCAAGGCACAACUGGAUUUCCCGGAGGCUCGAACGCCACUUUUGGCAGUCACGUACCUUCCAUUGCAGGUGCAACGUAUUAUGGAGGCAUUACACCUACUGGUGGCUUUGGAGUUGCGACGGAUACAGGUGGUAUCGUCACAGGACACGGCAUCCAAGGAUCGAUCCUCACUGGAGACUCUACUCCAGGGACGCUCAUCACCCAUGGAGGUGCUUCUGGCACUAUUUUUACUGGUUCGUCCAAUCAAGGCAGCAUAAUAACCGGAGAAAGUCAGCCAGGAUACACGAGAACUGGUCCUGGAUCGCCUGGAUACGUGGUCAGUGACGGAGCGAAAACUCUGUUCCCGGGAUCAGUCAGUCCUGGAACGACGAUAUACGGAACAUCUGCACCCGGUGUCGCAGUAACUGGAACACUUUCACCUGGAACUGUCCUAAAGGGUCAACCGAGUCCUGCAAUAGUCCUCACGGGACAGACAGCUCCUGGAGUAUCUAUCGGAUCGCCGUUUGGAACGAAGAUUGGAACCACACCGUCGACUUUCGAUACCGGUUACAAGACCAACGAGUAUCACGACAACGGAGGACGCGGCACCAUCAAGUUCAACAACGGCGACGUGACUACCAAGUACACGGAGAACGAUAUUCCAGAUUACAGACCAAGCGGGGGCGCGAUUCCUCCAGAUACUCUUCUUCCAGGAAGGAAAAGUCCCGGUAUUAUUUCCACUGGGUUCACUAAAACUGGACCUACCAAAACAGGUUUCACUACUGCUACUUUGGGCGCGGGUGGUAGUUACGUAAUUAGCACUGGAAGGACAAGUCCUGCGCCUAAUCCUGACCACAUUGGCGCGAAAGCUUUCGAAGGCAACGUGGCAGGAUACACGAAAUCGUCCACCGAAAGCAGCGCUAACACGGUAGCAACUUCGACGUACAGACCAGGCAGUUUAGGCUAUUCUUAUCCUACGCCCAGCAUUCCGUUCGACACGGGAGUCACGAAGAAUUUGCCCAUCUCUUCGACCGAGAGCGGCGUCGUUGGUGUAACUACCCCAACGCCGUUCUUGAGUGUCGAUAUAUACAACACACCGAAAUUCGGUGAGAUUAUCGGUUCAUCCACGAUUGCGAGCACGUAUCCGAGGCCAAGCGGUUUCACGCGAGCCCCGACUGCAACUAGCACGCCGUUGCUCUAUACCACCGGACCAUUGGAGAAUUACAAAACGACCGUCUUCGAAGCGGCUAGGAUCCCCGUCACUGUUUCUACGGUUCAGCCAGUGAUCGACACUGGAUACAAGACUGUCGUAUCUUCUACACAAGUGCCUGUAACCAUAAGUCGAGAUAAAUUUGGUACUCAAACUGGAACGCCUGUGUUUAAAGUAUCGUCAAUGUAUCCAGCUGGAGAACCGCAGUACAACUAUGGACCUACCACCCCAUCACCAGCCAUUGGAGUAACUUACGGAACGCCGUUCUCGUUGCCCGGUGUCAGCUAUCAACAAUCGACGCCACUCCCAUCGGGUUCGCCUGCAAACGUGGCAAUCGCCAGGGACGAAGUUGGAAAGCUCGUUACCAAUUACAACAGAGGCACUACGAAAUACGUGUCGAGCCAAUUCGGCGACGGUUACGCGGCCAAUCGGCAGAGUUAUGGCUCGUCGACGCCGUCAACCGUCUCUGAAACUUACUUCGCAGGAUACUCCAGGCCAUCUUCUCUCACGACGUAUCAGACCACCGACAAGUCCACGGCCGUUGGACGAGGCAAAGUAAUCGUGAAGUGGAGCGAUCUGCACCCUCUUCUCCUGGGGAAACUAGGAGCCGAGUGUACCUGCAGAGGGGAUCCUUUCGCAAAUCUCAGAGGCCCUGGCUCCAAGCUGAUCAACUCGUCCAAGGGCAAGGUCGACUUGUACAACUACGACGAGUCGGACAUCUACGUGGACCUUGAGAAGGAAGGCUCCUACGAGUCUCAAGAUUACCAAGUGACCAAUCACGAGUCGUCGUCGAAGCAACCGGUCAAGAUCUACAACGAACUCUCGCAAGCUAUAGGGGCCACGAGCACUCAAGCUCCAGGGAAGCCAUCGUUCACUUACCUGCCGACGAACGUUGCCUCUUCCGCGAGCUUCCUAGGAUCUCGCGCCAAUUCGGGAUUCACUGCCAACUUCAGAUCUGCCAAGAGUCUAAGCGGCAAACGCCUGGCUGUGGAACGUUCCGUCGACGAAUCCAGUUCCGAAGAGAAUGACGCCUCGGAGGAGAUCAUCGACGGAAGCAACAACUGCGCGAGACCGGGUCUCUUCAGGCACCCUAACUUCUGCAACAAGUUCUACGCGUGCUAUUGGGACGAGUGGAAGAAGAGGUUCACCCUGCACGUGUUCAAAUGCCCCGUGCAUUUGACCUUCGACAAGGGGGCGGCCGCUUGCAACUGGCCCAGCAUGGGCCCCGCUUGCCAGGACGAUAAUUUGUUGGUUUAGAUGGUUCGCCGUCAUCGGUGGGCAGCUCUUAUCGAUCUCGCGCGUCGCGGCGUUCUCGGUUCUCCUUCGAGGAGAUGGCAAUGA
Heterotrigona itama is the source of this 5900-nucleotide messenger RNA. The record is from the annotation of a GenBank genome assembly. NCBI's taxonomy places the organism in Eukaryota, Metazoa, Arthropoda, Insecta, Hymenoptera, Apidae.